AUGGAACCAGUCAUGAGUGCCUUUGACUUGGAUUUCUCAUUUGGAAGGUCAGGCCAUGUCAGGACUCAGUCAGAGUUCAACCUUGCACUCGAUCAAGUACAAAUAAAACAGAAGCAACACUCUGCGUUUGAAGUAAACCACGAAGAAACACUACUCAAAGAAACCGCAUCCAGGGAAGCUGAUUUACUUUCACGAAUUAGCGAGUUGGAAAAUGAAAACAAACAAUCACGUUUAGCACUUGAAAGGACUAGAGCAGAGACGGAGAGACUGAUUUGUAGAAAUAAUCACUUGACUGAGAAUACAGAAACACUAGAUGUGGAAAGGAAAAAAUCAAAAGAAGAAUUACGUGAAUAUAAAUUCCGCGAAACUCGACUCUUACAAGACUACAGCGAACUUGAAGAAGAAAAUAUACAACUUCAGAAACAGGUUUCUGCCUUGAAAUCAUCCCAAGUUGAGUUUGAAGCUAUGAAACAUGAAAUCAACAGACUAAACGAAGAAAUCAUUUACAUAAACUCGCAAGUUGAAGACAUCUCCAAACUCAAAGAAAUUGCAGAAAAGCAGACUGAGGAAGCUUUAAAUGCCUUAGAACAUGAACGUGAACAAAAACAUUCACUGAAAAAAGAACUUGACAGUAGACGACUUUUAGAACUGGAGGCCUUAAAUGAAGACCUUGAGAGUAGCACUGAUAGACUGCAGCUUGACAGGGAAGAAAUGUGCAGUUCUCCUGAUCACCCAAUUUUACGACGCAUGGAACAUGAAUUCCGUGCUUCAUUGCCAAGUGAGCUGUCACCGACACCUUCAACAGUCAAUGAUUUACUAAGUGAAUUACACAUGACAGAGGUCAGUAGAUUAGAAGAACAGGUACUUGCAUUACAACAUGAAAAAUCUGAAGCAAACAGGAACUUGCAAGGAAUGCAAAAGCAAUUACACGCUGCUAAAGCAGCUCUGAAUGAGCAGAGCAAGCGAGUCAAUAAACUCUCGACAUUGCUUGAUCAGAAAGUUCUCAGUGAAUAUCAGGAGGAUGGAGGAGAUGCGGAAACUGAGGAAGAGGAUGAUGCAGACUUGGAUGUAAAUGAAAGGGAAGUGAAGAGAAUGAGAAAAGAGGUUGGGCAGCAUGAGAAGCGAUAUUUAGCGGCUGCAGCACGUGUCCAUGCUCUACAGACUGAAUUGGAGUCACUACAAGAAAAGGUCAGCCAAGAGUACUCCACCAAACUGUACAAUGAUAUGCAAGAAGAGGUCACCUUAUUAAACUCAAAUAACAAGAAGCAGAAUGAUACAAUCAAAGAAUUAGAAAUAAAAUUGAAAGAGAUGGGUGAAAUUAUGGGAGAGAGUCAAGGUAAUCUGAACUGUACUCGUGAUGAACUGAUAGGAGUUAGUGAGGAUUUAGCCCAACUUUACCAUCAUUUAUGCAUGGUUAAUGGUGAUACCCCAAACAGAGUUAUGCUGGAUCACUUCAGAGCUACACGCUUGAGUCGAAGAGAGGGUUUCCGUGCACAGAUUGCAAGCAAGCUUAAGGAUAUGACGCCAGAUGAUGCCAAUAAUAAGAGUGGUAUGAGUAAGAAAGAAAGAAAGAAUGCUGCAAGAAAUUCAAAAGAUAUUGAUACCAUGUUAGGCCCAACAACAGGCAACGAUCUUGCAGCAAGUGAACAAAAUGGAACCGCCGAUCCAAUAACCUGCUUCAAUCUACUGUCUACUGUUCGGGAUCAAAUUAAAUACUUAAAACGUGCCAUUGAACACACUGUGGAAAUCUCCAGACAACAUAGGCAUGACUGCAAUGGGUCAGCAGAGAAUGAAGACUUGCAUGAACAGGUAUUCAAGCUGAAAUCAUUGCUUUCAACAAAGCGAGAACAGAUCGCUACAUUGCGAACAGUUCUCAAGGCUAAUAAAACCACUGCGGAAGUUGCUUUAGCGAACCUGAAGAGUAAGUACGAAAAUGAGAAAUCCAUUAUUGCCGAAACAAUGAUGAAACUACGCAAUGAACUUAAAGCUUUAAAGGAAGAUGCUGCCACAUUUGCUAGCUUACGUGCAAUGUUUGCCGCCCGAUGUGAUGAAUAUGUUACCCAGCUAGAUGACAUGCAACGCUCGUUAGCAGCUGCCGAAGAGGAGAAAAAAACAUUGAACUCGCUUCUACGCAUGGCUAUACAACAAAAGUUGGCUCUGACUCAGCGUUUGGAAGAUUUAGAAUUCAGUCAUGAAAGGCAGUCUCUUGGAAGAAGUGGUUCAAGACGGAAGAAGUCAUCUAGACCUCCAGCUCAACGAAAACAUGGCCAGUUUCAUCAGGAAUAUCAUCAGCCUUCUUCCUCUAAGUGAAUUGACCUGUAAGUAUGACAAGGAGGUAGAAGCAGUCUGUGCUAGAUAUGAGCUGGCUGAGUGAAGUCCUGGUAACUGUCAUUUUCAACAAACAUGGCAUAUGAUCAUCAUCUCAUGGGAACCACACUGCAAACACACACCAUAUUUCCUCUUUUAGAAUCAUAUGUCCUUUGC
Saccoglossus kowalevskii is the source of this 2484-nucleotide messenger RNA. Its product is annotated as protein bicaudal D homolog 2-like. Lineage: Eukaryota; Metazoa; Hemichordata; Enteropneusta; Harrimaniidae. The record is from RefSeq and is a predicted model, not a curated record. Gene Ontology annotation, molecular function: dynein complex binding; cytoskeletal adaptor activity; dynactin binding. Gene Ontology annotation, biological process: microtubule anchoring at microtubule organizing center; protein localization to organelle; regulation of microtubule cytoskeleton organization. Gene Ontology annotation, cellular component: cytosol; Golgi apparatus.